AUGUAGGCCUAAUGCACUUUGUGUUUAUUUGAAGUGUCGGCCUACUGUUCCUGUUCUGCUUACUUCACAUGUAGGCCUUAUGCACUUUUUAUGUUUGUUUGAAUUGCAGGCCUAAUGUACCUGUUUUGUUUACUUGAAAUGUUAACAUGCGUUACUUUGCCUUACUAGUUUUUCAUGGUUAAAAGUAAGCUAUUUGGAAAUUGAAAAUAAAUACAUCUGAAAUUAUAAGGUAAUAUGCCGUGUUGAUUGUAUUUGACAAAAGAAGGCUAUUAGGGCGUGGUAGGUUCGGACCUUUCUUGGAAGGAAUUUUUAGUAACUGGACCUUGUUCAAAUUUAAUUGAAGACCCCUGCUCUAAACCAUUCAGAAAGUGGUGUCCUUGAAGGUGGGGUGUUGGAACAUGCGACCGCAAAAAUGACGUAGAAGUGUGUGUGUGUGUGUGUGUGUGUGUGUGUGUGUGUGUGUGUGUGUGUGUGUGUGUGUGUGUGUGUGUGUGUGUGUGUGUGUGUGUGUGUGUGUGUGUGUGUGUGUGUGUGUGUGUGUGUGUGUGUGUGUGUCAGAACUUCUUUUACCAGCAGGAGGUGCCAUAGUACUUCAAACGGGGAAAACUUUCCAAAAGUAAAAGGAAAUCCCCCACUGAACAGACUGUAUCGCUGUCUUGUGCUCUCAGCACUGCUGCUCGUGUGUGCACUGUGCGCGUGCAUAUCGGGGAGAGUUCCUAUAGCAUCGUAGCGCCAAUAAACAGCUCAUUCUCUGUUUCCGUCUAAAAUCAGAUCGGGGUUGGAUUAAAAGUAUUCGGGGAAGCCCAGGAAACCCGAAUAUAUCUACACCGAUGAUCCCUGUUACAGUUGCAAAUAACCAUUAAAUCACCACAAUGUCUCUCGUUCUGCACCGGCUCUCUACUAACUCCAGAAAGAAGAGAACACACAUCACCGCAUUUGAAGAGGCCGACACGGUGAAUAAAUGCAGUGCACUCACGUACCGUGGCGGCGGAGCCAGGUGUUAGGGGAGGAGGGGAAAGGCAUGUUGAGGAAACGAAACCUAGAGCACCCCGAUGUGUAAGCGGUUCCCUCUUUCUGGAGAAUAAUAAUACACAUCAAAUAGUCUGACAGACAGCAACAACAGCAAGGAAUGGCCUCUGCAAUCACUUCCUGGUCUGAGGAGAACUUUUCAUGUUCCAUCUGUCUGGAUGUGUUCAGCAGUCCAGUUUCCACACCUUGUGGACACAACUUCUGCAGAACCUGUAUUACAAAGUACUGGGAUGAACAAGUCAAGUACAAAUGUCCUGUUUGCAACAAGCUUUUCGACACAAGACCUGAUCUACAGGUCAAUACCCUCUUAUCAGAGAUGGUUGAUCGGUUUGGAACGUCCGUGAGAGUAAAAGAGCAGCCUUGUGUUGAACCAGCUGAAGUUCCCUGUGACGUUUGUACUGGGACCCAGCUGAAGGCUGUGAAGUCCUGCCUGGAGUGUUUUAUGUCGUUCUGCCAAACCCACCUGGAGCCACAUCAGAGAGUCACAGUUUUGAAGAAACAUCGGCUGGCCGAGCCUAUGGACCGUCUGGAAGACAGGAUGUGUAAGAAACACGACCGACUUCUGGAGCUCUUCUGCCAGACUGAACAGGUGUGUGUGUGUCAGUUCUGCACAGAGACAGACCACAAGUCCCAUCCUGUUGUACCUCUAAAGGAGGAAUAUCAAAUGAAGACGUCCCAGCGGGAGAAGUUAGAGGCUGAAGUUCAGCAGAUGAUCCAGGAGAGAAAAAUAAAGCUCAAGGAGAUCAAAGACACAGUAGAAAUGAGCAAGAAAGACGCAGACAUCACUGCUCUGAUGCGCUGCAUUGAAAAGUGGCAGGAUUAUCUCAAGCAAAUGGUGAAAGAGAGACUGAAAUCCACAGUGAAACAAGCUGAAGACCUCAUCAAUGAGCUGGAGAAGGAAAUAGAAGAUCUGGCCAAUAGAAGCUCAGAGCUGAAGCAGCUCUCAAACACUAAAGACCACCUCCACUUCCUCCAGGCCUUCAGAUCCCUGAAGAAUCCUCCACCCACCAGGGACUGGACGACGGUGGAGGUCCGUCCUCCAUCAUACGUAGGGACCGUGAGGAGAUCCCUGGAUCAGCUGGAGGAGAUACUUAACAUGGAGAUGAAGAAGCUGUGUGAUGAUGCUGAACUGAAGAUAGUCCAGCAGUAUGAAGUAGAUGUGACUCUGGAUCCUGAUACAGCUCAACCCCGUCUCAUCCUGUCUGAGGAUGGGAGACAAGUACAUGACGGAUGUGUAGAGAGGAAACUCCUGGACAACCCUAAGAGAUUUACGAAGCAACUAUGUGUUCUAACGAGGCAGAGCUUCUCCUCAGGGAGAUUUUACUUUGAGGUCCAGGUUAAAGACAAGACUGGAUGGGGUUUAGGAGUGGCCAGAGAGUCCAUCAACAGAAACAGUUUCAUUAUAGUGACCCCUGAGACGGGUUACUGGACUGUUUACUACGAAGAGGAUGGGUUGUUAUUUAGUGAUGACCCUGAUUUCCGUGUCCCUCUGAGAGCUGAGCUCCAGAAGGUAGGGGUGUUUGUUGAUUAUGAUGAGGGUCUGGUCUCCUUCUAUGAUGUGGAAGCCAGGGUUCAUAUCUACUCUGCUACUGGCUGCACCUUUAGUGAGCCUCUCUAUCCAAUCCUCUGUCCAAGUCUCUAUGAUUAUAAAGGUAAUAACUCUGCCCCCCUGAUCAUCUCACCUGUCAAUCAAACAGACUAGGACCUUUGUUUGAUAAUAAAAUAAUCAAACAACGUAAACAACUGAUGUUGUUUUCCGAAUUAGAAUUUCUACUAUGUGAGAUCUGAGAGAACUAUAUUGAUAUUGUACUUUUCACUCUAAUUUAACAGAUCAAUAAAUUAAUCCACUAACACUGUGUAAUAUAAAAAAUAUAACCCAUUAUAAUUCAUACAACUAUGAACUCUUUCUGUAUUUUUAAUGUAAGAAAGAAAGUAAGUAAAUAACGUGAAAUGUUUAUUUU
Molecule: messenger RNA, 2990 nt
Organism: Gadus macrocephalus (Pacific cod)
Lineage: Eukaryota; Metazoa; Chordata; Actinopteri; Gadiformes; Gadidae
Product: E3 ubiquitin-protein ligase TRIM39-like
Exons: 2
Coding region: 1130-2731 (533 amino acids)
Molecular function (GO): protein binding; zinc ion binding
Source: RefSeq, a predicted model, not a curated record